UGAGUUUGAUUACUAAAAAUUAAUAAUUAAAAAAUAAUAAUAAUGUCAGAAGAAUAUAUUAUCAAAUCAAAUAAACCAAUGAUUAAACCAAUCGAUAUAUCCGUCAGUGAAUAUAUAUUCAAUGGAUUAAAACAAUUCACUGAUGAAUAUCCUUGUAUUAUUAAUGGAUCAAAUGAUACAAUGAUUACGGCUAAAGAAAUGGCCACAAAAUGUCAUUCAUUAGCAAUGGCUUUGAUUGAAUUGGGAAUCAAGAAAUCAGAUAUUGUUUUGACUUUUGCUGAAAAUAGUAUCCAACACGUGAUCGCAUUGUUAGCCUCAAUAUUCUUAGGCGUAACGAUAUACCCGAUCAGUCCGAUCGCAAAUUUUUAUGAAUUGGACGGACUGUUGGAAACAUUGGGUUCACUCGUGAUAUUCACAUCCAAAACAAAAGUCGAUAUAAUUAAUACAGUGCUAAGCAAUAAAAAUAGAAAAUUUAAUAUAAAAUCAAUUAUAGUAUUAGACAGUGUUUAUGCAAACUAUAAAACAUAUGAUAGUCUACUAAAUUCUGGUCUCAACAAAAAAUUACCUAAAAUACCGUACUUUAAUAUCGAUACAAAAAAAGAUACAUUUAUUUUAUUGCAAAGUUCGGGCACUACAGGUGUUCCCAAAUCAAUGAUGAUUUCACAUUUUGCAUUUUUGUAUCAAAUAAGUGUACUUGAAUUGUUUAAAUUACUAAAACCAUACGGACAUGUCGUACCGUUUGGAUGUAUAUCAGGAUCUCAUCAAUUGUAUGGCAAUCUCUCACAAGGAAUAACUGGUGUAAUACAUCGUGAAUAUAAUGAAGACUUGAUAUUCAGAUCCAUUGAAAAGUACAAAAUUGAGAAUAUCUUCAUAACGCCGAUGUUUGCCACUAAACUCGUUUCCGGACCAUUGGUCGACAAAUAUGACACAUCGAGCUUAAGGUUUCUCUGUACCGGUGGAGCACCCGUUCCUCCACACAUAGGUCAGGCCAUUAUUAAAAGACAUAAUGUUUUUUUCAAAGAAGGAUACGGAAUGACAGAGUUUGGAGCACUGACUGAUUUCUUUAACUUAGACGACGAACCGUAUAUACCGGGAUCACUGGGAAAACCAGCUUUUAAUAGUGAAAUGAAAGUCAUUGAUAUAAAUAGUGGUCAAAGUUUAGGCCCAAACAUCGACGGAGAAAUAUGUAUAAGAGGUCCGCAAUUGUUUUCCGGAUAUCUCAACAAUCCAGAGGCUACUAAACAAGCUAUAGAUAGUGACGGUUGGUUUCAUACGGGAGAUAUCGGUCAUUACGAUGAAGAUAAACGUUUUUAUUUAACUGAUCGCCUCAAAGAACUGAUCAAAUUUGAGACAAUACAGGUGUCUCCCGUCGAAGUCGAACAGUUCCUAUCAACCCAUGAAUGUGUUGCUGAAGUAGUAGUGGUUGGUGUCAGACACGAGACACAAAAUCAAUGGGUCAGAGCUUAUAUUAAAGUCAAAGACAAUAUGAGUGUCACUGAAGCCGAAAUCAAGAAAUAUGUUUCCGAUAAUAUGAAUGACGCCAAACACUUGAGGGCUGGUGUUGUGUUUGUCGAUCACAUCCCGAGAACUACUAUUGGAAAAGUCGAUCGAAGAUAUUUCAAGAAAUUAGUCGUCAAUGAAGUGAUAAAAAAUAAUUAG
Molecule: messenger RNA, 1659 nt
Organism: Oppia nitens
Lineage: Eukaryota; Metazoa; Arthropoda; Arachnida; Sarcoptiformes; Oppiidae
Exons: 4
Coding region: 43-1659 (538 amino acids)
Molecular function (GO): CoA-ligase activity
Source: RefSeq, a predicted model, not a curated record